Messenger RNA from Erinaceus europaeus (western European hedgehog), 4906 nucleotides. It is a transcript of the gene WDR33, whose product is annotated as WD repeat domain 33. The transcript is spliced from 23 exons. NCBI's taxonomy places the organism in Eukaryota, Metazoa, Chordata, Mammalia, Eulipotyphla, Erinaceidae. The record is from RefSeq and is a predicted model, not a curated record. Gene Ontology annotation, cellular component: mRNA cleavage and polyadenylation specificity factor complex. Gene Ontology annotation, molecular function: protein binding. The coding region runs from base 330 to 4478 and encodes 1382 amino acids.
CGGAGCGUGAUGACGCAUCCGCGUGCGCUCGGUGGCUCGCCGGGGAAGAUGGCGGCUGCUGCUUUGGGGGAGAGGGCUUAAGAGGGGCGGAGGCAGGGGCCGCGCAGGAGCGACAUUCCGCUGGGGGAAGACGGACGCUCGGCCUGCCGUUCGUUGGGAGCCCUGCUCGGCGCCCGACGACAGAGCCAGAGGGGUGCCGGCACAACCCCCGACCUUCCCUUGGUGCCAUGGUGCUCCUGUGCGGUGACUGCUCAGCCCCGGCCCCGGCCCCGGCCCCUGUGCAUGGCGCGGCGUCUGUCCUACUGGUGUCCUAGAAAGAAAACACCAGGAUGGCUACAGAAAUUGGUUCCCCUCCUCGUUUUUUCCAUAUGCCAAGGUUCCAACACCAGGCCCCCCGACAACUUUUUUAUAAGCGACCUGAUUUUGCACAGCAACAAGCAAUGCAGCAGCUCACGUUCGAUGGAAAGCGAAUGCGAAAAGCAGUGAAUCGAAAGACUAUAGAUUACAACCCAUCUGUUAUCAAGUAUUUGGAGAAUAGAAUAUGGCAAAGAGACCAGAGGGAUAUGAGGGCAAUUCAGCCUGAUGCAGGUUAUUAUAAUGAUCUGGUGCCCCCGAUAGGAAUGUUGAACAAUCCUAUGAAUGCAGUUACAACUAAAUUUGUUCGGACAUCAACAAAUAAAGUGAAAUGUCCAGUAUUUGUUGUUAGGUGGACUCCAGAAGGCAGAAGGUUGGUCACUGGAGCUUCUAGUGGGGAGUUCACAUUGUGGAAUGGACUCACUUUCAAUUUUGAAACAAUAUUACAGGCUCAUGAUAGCCCAGUGAGGGCCAUGACUUGGUCACAUAAUGACAUGUGGAUGUUGACAGCAGACCAUGGAGGAUAUGUGAAAUAUUGGCAGUCGAAUAUGAACAACGUCAAGAUGUUCCAGGCACAUAAGGAGGCGAUUAGAGAGGCCAGUUUCUCACCCACGGAUAAUAAAUUUGCUACAUGCUCUGAUGACGGCACUGUUAGGAUCUGGGACUUUCUUCGUUGCCAUGAGGAAAGAAUUCUCCGAGGGCACGGUGCAGACGUGAAAUGCGUAGACUGGCAUCCGACGAAAGGCUUAGUUGUUUCAGGAAGUAAAGACAGUCAGCAGCCCAUCAAGUUCUGGGAUCCAAAGACUGGGCAGAGUCUGGCAACACUCCACGCCCAUAAAAACACAGUAAUGGAAGUGAAAUUAAACCUCAAUGGGAAUUGGCUGCUCACAGCAUCACGUGACCACCUCUGUAAGCUUUUCGACAUUCGAAAUCUAAAAGAGGAACUGCAGGUCUUUCGAGGUCAUAAGAAAGAAGCUACAGCUGUGGCCUGGCAUCCUGUUCAUGAAGGGCUUUUUGCCAGUGGGGGGUCUGAUGGCUCUUUGUUGUUCUGGCAUGUUGGGGUAGAAAAGGAGGUGGGUGGGAUGGAGAUGGCCCAUGAAGGGAUGAUCUGGAGUCUGGCGUGGCACCCUCUUGGACACAUUCUUUGUUCGGGCUCGAAUGACCAUACCAGCAAAUUCUGGACCCGGAACCGACCAGGUGAUAAAAUGAGAGAUCGAUACAAUCUAAACCUACUCCCUGGAAUGUCUGAAGACGGAGUAGAAUAUGAUGACCUUGAACCUAACAGCCUGGCAGUGAUUCCAGGGAUGGGAAUACCAGAGCAACUAAAGCUGGCAAUGGAACAAGAGCAAAUGGGAAAAGAUGAAUCAAAUGAAAUUGAAAUGACAAUUCCAGGCUUAGACUGGGGAAUGGAGGAAGUGAUGCAGAAGGAUCAGAAAAAAGUACCUCAAAAGAAAGUUCCUUAUGCAAAACCCAUCCCUGCUCAGUUCCAGCAGGCUUGGAUGCAAAACAAAGUUCCAAUUCCCACCCCAAGUGAAGUGCUGAAUGACAGAAAAGAUGACAUUAAAUUGGAAGAGAAGAAAAAGACCCAAGCAGAAAUCGAGCAAGAAAUGGCCGCGUUGCAGUACACUAACCCUCAGCUUUUGGAGCAACUGAAAAUUGAAAGACUUGCACAGAAACAGGCUGAGCAGAUCCAGCCUCCUCCCUCUGCCACGCCUCUUCUCGGACCCCAGCCCUUCCCAGGACACGGCCCCAUGUCUCAGAUUCCUCAAGGUUUCCAGCAGCCCCAUCCGUCGCAGCCGAUGCCAAUGAAUAGAGGUCAAAUGGGACCUCCCGGCCCCCAGGGACAGCUCGGACCUCCCGGCCCCCAGGGACAGCUCGGACCACAAGGCCCUCCAUUGCAUCAAGGGGGUGGGGGGCCACAAGGAUUUAUGGGACCACAGGGACCCCAGGGCCCACCCCAAGGGAUUCCAAGACCUCAGGAUAUGCACGGGCCUCAAGGAAUGCAGAGGCAUCCUGGACCCCAUGGUCCUCUGGGACCUCAGGGACCACCUGGACCACCGGGAAAUGCUGGUCCUCAAGGUCACAUGGGUCCCCAGGGCCCACCUGGCCCGCAAGGUCACAUGGGCCCCCAAGGCCCCCCUGGGCCUCAGGGACACUUGGGCCCUCAGGGACCUCCUGGUAGCCAAGGGAUGCAGGGGCCACCUGGUCCCAGAGGAAUGCAAGGUCCGCCUCAUCCCCAUGGGUUGCAAGGGGGGCCCGGGUCUCAGGGUCUCCAAGGUCCUGUUUCCCAGGGGCCUCUGAUGGGACUGAAUCCAAGAGGAAUGCAGGGUCCUCCAGGUCCCCGAGAGAAUGCAGGUCCUGCUCCCCAAGGAAUGAUGAUGGGUCACCCGCCUCAAGAAAUGAGAGGACCUCACCCUCCAGGUGGACUACUGGGACAUGGCCCUCAGGACAUGAGGGGCCCUCAGGACAUGAGGGGCCCUCAGGACAUGAGGGGCCCUCAGGACAUGAGAGGCCCUCAGGACAUGAGGGGCCCUCAGGACAUGAGGGGCCCUCAGGACAUGAGAGGCCCUCAGGACAUGAGGGGCCCUCAGGACAUGAGAGGCCCUCAGGAUAUGAGAGGCAUGCAGGGGCCUCCACCCCAAGGAUCCAUGAUGGGUCCUCCCCAGGACAUUCGAGGCCCUCCAGGCCCACAGGGCCAGCAGGGGCCACCCCAGGGCUCCAUGGGACCCCCACCGCAGGGUGGCAUGCAAGGGCCCCCCGGACCUCAGGGCCAACAGAACCCAGCAAGAGGGCCUCACCCGCCGCAAGGGCCAAUGCCAUUCCAGCAGCAGAAAACAGCUCUUCUGGGUGACGGGCCCCGGGCCGCCUUCAGUCAGGAAGGACAGAACGCAGGCCCCCCGCCCUUGAUACCAGGCCUAGGGCAGCAGGGAGCACAAGGCCGCAUCCCCCCUCUAAACCCCGGACAAGGACCUGUUCCAAACAAAGGUGACGCCCGUGGCCCCCCAAACCAUCACAUGGGCCCGAUGUCAGAGAGGCGGCACGAGCCCAGCGGCCCCGACCACGGCCCAGACCGGGGUCCUUUCCGGGGUGGUCAGGACUGUCGGGGCCCUCCCGACAGACGUGGCCCUCACCCCGACUUCCCCGACGACUUCAGCCGCCCGGAUGACUUCCACCCGGAGAAGCGCUUCGGCCACCGGUUACGGGAAUUCGAGGGGCGAGGCGGACCUUUGCCUCAAGAAGAGAAGUGGAGGCGCGGGGGCCCUGGGCCCCCGUUUCCUCCUGAUCACAGGGAGUUCAGUGAGGGGGACGGCCGGGGUGCCGCCCGAGGACCCCCAGGAGCAUGGGAAGGCCGAAGACCAGGAGACGAGAGGUUUCCUCGGGACCCCGAGGACCCGCGCUUUCGGGGGCGCAGAGAAGAAAGCUUCCGAAGAGGCGCCCCACCACGACAUGAAGCUCGUCCCCCUCCCAGAGGAAGGGAUGGGUUUCCGGGUCCUGAGGACUUUGGUCCAGAGGAGGGCUUCGAUGCCGCUGAUGACACUGCCCGAGGAAGAGAUCUCAGAGGCCGAGGUCGAGGUGCUCCGCGAGGAGGAAGGAAGGGUCUUCUCCCUACACCUGAUGAGUUCCCUCGCUUUGAAGGAGGAAGGAAACCAGAUUCUUGGGAUGGAAAUAGAGAGCCAGGGCCGGGUCACGAACAUUUCCGCGACGCUCCCCGUCCCGACCAUCCUCCUCAUGACGGCCACUCCCCAGCUAGCCGAGAACGUUCUUCUUCUCUCCAAGGCAUGGACAUGGCAUCGCUGCCACCCCGGAAGCGUCCCUGGCACGAUGGGCUAGGGUCCUCUGAGCACAGAGAAAUGGAAGCCCCCGGGGGUCCCCCAGAGGAUCGAGGAGGUAAAGGCCGAGGGGGCCCUGGACCUUCUCAGAGAGUGCCAAAAUCUGGGCGUUCCAGCUCCUUGGAUGGAGAUCACCAUGACGGAUACCACAGAGAUGAACCUUUCGGAGGCCCUCCUGGGAGUGGUGCUCCUUCCAGAGGAGGCCGGAGUGGCAGUAACUGGGGGAGAGGGAGUAACAUGAACUCUGGCCCACCAAGGCGAGGAACUUCCAGAGGCAGUGGAAGAGGUCGGUAGAAGUGGGGCUGAGCAGCCCUAGGCUUCCCUGGACAGUAUUUAAGAACUUCCUGUGGACCUAACCAAGAGAAAGAAAAGGAAGCCUGCACCAUGUAGCCCUGAACUCUUUUUUGCGGGGGGCACUUGAAUCCCAGGGGCUCCUACUGAAGUCUUCAAGAUGAAGAGACUGUUGCUGGCUACCCAGAGUAGCUGGCUUCAUUUUGUCAUGUCUACCCUCACUGCCCUAACCCCCAAAUUGUUUUGUGAAGAGAAAAGCUGGAUUUUUUUUUUUUUAAUUUUUAAAUGUCACGAGACAUGGAACAUUUCUACAAAUUUAAUUUCAUGUCCAUUUGGAAAUUUGUUUCUAUAUGUACAGUUUGUCAGAGAAGAAAACAAUACGCUUUUUUGUAUGAAUACAGAAUGUGAUUUAUGCAGGAACUAACAGAGAA